AUGGAGCCAUAUCUUCUUUUAAUAUUAACAAGUAGAAAACUUUUGACUUUUUCUUUUUUCAUCAUUUUAAAAACAAUUCAAGUAAAAUCUGGACCAGUAUUUAAUACUUGUCUAUCUUAUUCAUUUGCAACCAAUAAUCCCUAUAAUUCCUUGCUUAAUUAUGAUUUCACUAAUGAUAUUGUUAUAAAAGACAGUACACUUGUAUCUAAUAAUUCAACAUUUCUUUGCAAUAAAAUUGCAUCAGAAGAUAUUUUUUGUUAUAAUGGUGAUGGAAAAACGUGUGCAGGUAUUGUUGGGAAUUAUAAACCUACUAGUAAUAUUACAUUAGGAAAUUGUACAGGAAAAAAAAACCUUGAUGGUGUGGCAAAUUACUUAGCAACCAUUAAUUUAAAAGAUGGAAAUACUGGUUUUGUUUCGACUUUGAAUGUUGGUGGGAUAAUGAAUUCUUCACCAACAACUUCUACUUCCUCAUACAUUCCUGGUUCUUCACCUAUUUCUGGUUCCUCCGUGAAUACUUUUGUGUUUUUCGCUUCUUGGGUUAAAUUAUAUCCAUGGUUAGAACGUAGAAUUGUAGAUGAAAAAAUACUUUUAUUUUGUCAUUGGUGUGUUGCUAUUAAUGCCAAGAAUUUAUUUGCAAAAGGAUCUAAUAGUUUUCGUAAAUAUUCACUUGAUCGACAUAUUAAAAUUAAUGAACACAAACUAGCAGUUUUGGCAUCUAGUAAAAAUCAAUCAUCAGUGCUUCAAGGAUUUACUAAAAAUUUGUUUCCACACUUAUGUAAUUUAAUUAAUUUACAAUUGGAAACUCAAACAGAACUUAGAUAUGAUCAAGAACCUAGUACAAUUUUAUUGUCAAAUUCAAGCACUUUAAUUAAUAAUUCAAGGCAUAAUACUUAUGCGUCAUAUGAAAAUCCUGUUUCAGUUAAAUUAUUUCUUGAAGCUAUUAGCUUUGUUAUUGAACAAUCAGUAAUUAAAGAAACAAACUUAUCACCAUAUUGGAAUAUUAUGAUUGAUGAAAACUGUAGUGCUGCAUCUAUUACAGCAAAUUUAAAACGAUUUAUUAAUGUCAAAGCAUUAUCUUUAGAAAAUCUUAUGUAUUUUGGUAGUGAUGAAGCAAAUACAAUGCUUGGAUGUAAAACAGGUGUUGCUGCACGAUUAAAGUUUGAAAAUCCAUUUAUUACACAAAACCAUUGUAUUGCACAUCAUCUUCAUCUUGUAGGUCAGGAUGCUGCUGAGAAAGUUAAAUACUUUUUAGAAUAUGAAACAAUUAUUAAAGAUAUUUAUACAUAUUUUAGUAAUUCAUACAAAAGAUUUCGUCAAUUAAAAAUGAUUCAAAAUUAUUUGGAUAAACCAGAAUUGAUUAUACUUAAUAUAGUUAAAACACAUUGGCUCUCUUUUUCUAAUAUAAUUCAUAAUUUUUAUCAAAUUGUUGAUUCAGUUAUGGCAGAUAUUUUUUAUAUUCUCGAAAAACUGAUUCGAGCAAUUCAAAUGCAAUUUAUUGGAAUUGAAGAUACAUCACCAACAUUUGGCAAACAUUUAAAUGACUAUCUUGAUCAAAUGCAAAUGACACAUAAUGAUCUUCCAUUAGAUGUUAUAACUUUUAUAACAGAUUUUGGAAAAACAGUAAUUGAAAAAUUACCAAAACAAGAUCGAGAUCUUGUUAAUUAUGGUAUAAAAGAAAUUACCAUACUUGGAGAAUUUUACGGAGUAUCAAAAACAAAUGAAAAUAAAGUAUUUGAAUUAAUACAAGAAUGGAUAACAAUUUCACUUAUUAUUCCAGUUUCGAAUGCUAAUGUUGAAAGAAUAUUUUCUCAACAAAAUCUGGUUAAAACACAUCUUAGAAAUCAAAUGUCUUUAGAAACUCUUAACAAUCACCUCAUGAUUAUUAUGAAUGGUCCUUCUAUAGAUUCUUUUGAUUUUGAAAGAGCUUAUGAUUAUUGGGCACUUUGUAUAUAUUGUUAUUGA
This is a messenger RNA of Cetraspora pellucida, 1962 nucleotides long. Lineage: Eukaryota; Fungi; Glomeromycota; Glomeromycetes; Diversisporales; Gigasporaceae. The record is from the annotation of a GenBank genome assembly.